AGGAGGGGCGGUGGGGAGCCUUCCUAGUCCGGGAUAUCUCCUCAGUAGGAUGAGUCAUCAGCCCUUCUUGGGGACCAGUUUGGGAGGGCCCUCUGGGUACCAGUGCCACCUCCGCCCCACCCAUCCCCCGGGCCCACAGGAGGGGUACCCAUUUUGUGUCCCUUGUCAAAAGCCUCCUGGCAGAAGCAGCCAUGUCCUCGGCGGUUUCUGGUUUUGUGGAUUUGCAUCUGUGGCAGGAAUUGCUGCGAGGAGGGCAGUUGCUGCCUCGCUGCCUGGAUUUUUGAACCUGCUCCUCUUGGACAGAACUUCCGCCUUCCUCCCACCACUGCUCCAUCUUCCCGUAUCCGACGUCACCUGUGGGGAACAGGAGUGGGAAGGGGUGCUCCCAGGAGGCCUGGAGGCGGUGGGGGUGUGGCGUUGCAGUCCCCAAGAACUGGCGCCUCGAGGGGAGCCCACCUGUGCUAGCUUCAGAGAAUGGGAUGGCUGGUCUGGGUCAGUCACUUACCUAGGAAUGAAUGAGAGCCCUUUGAAACUGUGAGAUGUCCUCUCUCCUGGGUAAUCCAUCCCUGGAGCCGUCCAGGCAGGCUCUGGCCAGCUCUCCACCUGUCUUUGUACAGAAGAGGUCCCCUCCUGGGCCCAGAAGGGUCUUUCUCGUUGUGUGCCAGCACACAGAGAGAUUUCGGAGCUGUAAACCCCCCAACGAGCUCAGUCAGAACAGCAGAUGACAGCGACUACUUGCUGGGAUUUAAAAAGGGAAAAACAAGCCUCUGGCUCACCUGUUUUCUGAAAGGGCAGUUUCUGGACUGGUGCCGCCAGCUACAUGCCCUGCCCUCCGGGGUACCCAGGCACCGAUUCUGAGUCCCUGCCACGCCCUUCCUGGGCAGAGCAGCCCAGCCCUGUGCCUCGUGGGUCCCUGCGGCACCGGCUCCCGAGUUUGUCCCACGUGGCAGACGAAGAGUGGACUCGAUGAGGCUGCUGGUGUGUGUGUGCUGCCUGUUCCAGAGGAAAUGGUUUUUCCUGUUGAGCCUUGUUUCGAGGGACAUCCCAUUGACGUUUCUGGCUUUGGGUUGAAAACCCUACGUCUUCAAUUAGAAAAACAGUCACCUAGCGGGUGUUCCAAGUCACAGGUGCCGACCGAGGCCACUCUGGGGCAGCGUGUGUUCAGGGAUGUGGGACGUGACGCUGUUGUCUCACGCAGAUCGGCGAGUGUGCACCUCGGAGACUCAGACCCGCUGUUGCAGGAUCCCAGCCUUGGCACUGGCCGCUAAACCUCUCUGGUGACUUUACUGAAAUUCAGGGGACCUCACAGGGCAUCGGGGCCCACGAAAGGCCUCGCUGAGAUCUGUUCACUGAUGGGUGAGGCGUGUGCCGAGUGGGCUCUGUGGAGCCGACUGGCUGCCCGGGCAACAGUGCUCUUGGGGAACACAGGAGCUGGGAAGCACCUUCUCGGCUGUUCUGUGACAGAGGCGUGCGCUGCUGCCGGCGGCCUCCUAAGGCGCGUCUCCAGCCCGGCUCGGAGCAGGGUCCUUCGUGGGCGCUCUGGUGGCGCUGAGGCUGCUGGAGGUCUGGUGAUUUACAAAACCCCUUUUAAAGCAGCUGUUUUUAAAUGAGUUGCUUUACAAACUUUCUCACACGUGCAAAGCUCUCCUCUGAAUUUCUUUCCAAAAGUAGAUUAUCACUUUUCUUGCGUUUGGUGUUGGAAGCGACUUCAGGUCGGUGCCAGGUGGGCUCGUGUUGGGUGUUUUGGGUAGAGGUUAGUACCAGUGUCAACCUUUCCACGCGCCAGGUUCACAGAAGCAGCGCCCUGCCCGACCCGCCCUCUGCGCCUGGCACCAGCCUGAAGGGCAGGACCCCGGUCUGGGGCAUCUGGGCCCCGACUUGGCUGGGGCCGUCCUGCCUCACCUUUCUGAGCCUACAGGUGUCUGAUUCUUGGGCUCUGGUACAGGUGCGCCCGGGCCCUGGGGGCAUGGGGGAGCGCAGGCAUCAUCCACAUCCUUAAGCUCGUGAAAGUGGUCAGCUGACCCUCAUGGGGGUCACUGGUGGGGGCCUGAGCCCCCGUCCUAGCCUCCUGGUCACCUCGGCAUCCCAUCUCCUUAAUGGAAAGAUCUCUGCACUGAACUUUGCCCCCGGUGUCCAGCCAAGCUCAGGACGUCACCUGGGGGUCCAGCCAGUGGGCCCGUUCACUGGACCUCCCUUUUCCUCUUGGCUUUGCGAGGCAGGCGGUGGCCCUGUGGGCCCCAGGGAGCGGGUCCUCGCCGGGUGGGAGGGGCCUCGGGUGUGUGGGAAUGUGAGCUCCGGCUCUGUAAACAGCUGGUGACUCACCGCAUAGCUAUGUCACUGGCCGCUGGGCCCUGUGCACUGACGUGCUCUGAGUGUGAGCUGGGAGAGCCUGAGGCCCUCCCCCUCCGACACAGAGACCUUCUGGUGCCCCCAGGCCCGCUCAGGUGUCAGGAGCCGGCUGGGGCCCAGCCCCCCAAGUGUCGGCUUCACCCCAGCCCGGGGUGGGAGUGUCAGACCCGUGGGGCGCUCGCUGGUUGGGUCUCUCCCAAAUGACGGGGUUCACCGCAGCUUUCUCCCUCCCUGUGAGGGUCACCCCAGACCACUGCUUGCUGCCUCUCGGGGUCCCUGUGGGGAGUGCCCGGUCCCUCCUGCCCAGGAGCCCGGAGCCCACCAGAGGCCUCCGGAGUCCUGCUCUGCCGGCCAGUGCCGCGAGAAUGCUGGGACCCUGUCUUGGUUUGCAGCCCUCUGGUCAUGGCCAGUGGGGACGCGGCCCAGGGGCCCCCAGCAGAGGCCGGGCCAGAGGGUGGGGAGGGCCAGGCCAGGGCUCACCAGUGCAGGCCCCGGGUCCUGGGUGUGCAGCAGGUGCAGUGGGGUUGUCCACGCAGGGGACUCGCACUGGGGGAGACGCUUCGCCGAGGGCUGCCCUCUGGACCUGAGGACCCCUCUCUGUGUGUUUCUCUGACGUCCCCUCUGCUCGGCUCAUCUCGUCCUGCGCUUGGAGUGUGGGUAGUGGGCAGGGGGCUGGUGUGGACCCACCCACGGCUGUCUUGUGUCCCCCGCAGCCCCCUCCUCAUGGGUGGGGGCGCCUGUGUUUGUUUACUGCCUGACGCCUCGUGAUGUCUGAGCACAGGCCUGACCUGAAGUCCUCAUUGCUUUUGGGCUUCUCCGUUUCCAUGACGACUGUGGGGGGGCUGGCCACUUCCCAAGGUCGCCAUGGCAACUAUCAGAGGGGAAUCAUGCUUGGGAUGGUUUGGCUGGGUUUUUCAUGAAUGAUUAGAAUGUGUGACACAAUGCAGACGGAGACUGGGCAGGGCGGGCGAGGCGGGCGGGGGUGGCGGGGACAGCUCCCGCCAGACGGCCCGUUAGCUGGUGAGGCGGCGGCGGCUCCCCACCUCUGGCCGUGGCCUCUAGACCUGCUGUCCCCCAGGAGCCCCUGCCCAUCCCUCAGGCCGCAGGGUCCUGGUGCGGGGGCCGUUUUUGUGGAGGUGGUGAUGUCACAGCCGCAGCGCCCUUGGCCGUGUGACGAUUUCCAAGCAGUUCCGUCCUGGUGACCGUGCCCAGGUUAUGACGACUAAUCCCAAACCAAACAAGGCAUUAAAGGUCAAGAAGGAGGCGGGCGAGAACGCCCCGGUGCUCAGCGACGAUGAGCUGGUGUCCAUGUCGGUGCGCGAGCUGAACCAGCACCUGCGGGGCCUCACCAAGGAGGAGGUGACCCGCCUGAAGCAGCGCCGGCGCACGCUCAAGAACCGCGGCUACGCGGCCAGCUGCCGCAUCAAGCGGGUGACGCAGAAGGAGGAGCUGGAGCGGCAGCGCGUGGAGCUGCAGCAGGAGGUGGAGAAGCUGGCGCGCGAGAACAGCAGCAUGCGGCUGGAGCUGGACGCCCUGCGCUCCAAGUACGAGGCCCUGCAGACCUUCGCCCGCACCGUGGCCCGCGGGCCCGUCGCGCCCACCAAGGUGGCCACCACCAGCGUUAUCACCAUCGUCAAGUCCGCGGAGAUCGCCCCCUCCGUGCCCUUCUCCGCCGCGUCCUAGUGCCUGCUGGGGCCGCGUGGGGGGCGGUGGGCCGGCGCCACCCGCGUGCCUGUCGGAGGGUCCUUGGGACCCAGACUGUCAACAUCCAAGUCAAAGUGCGGCCCCCUGGGCCACGGCAGCUCGCGCCAGGGCGAGGUUGCAGGUGCGGGAUGCGGAGCAGGCUCUGGGGAGCCCCCGCCGCACGCCACCCACACUCAUGCGCACACGCGUGCACACACACUCACACGCCCUGCCCGUUCUCCCCCGCGUAUGUGCCUGGUUUUGGGAGUUGGUGUCUCGCACCCGAGGGAGUCAGGAUGUAGGGCGGGAAGGUCCUGGGAAGGGAGGUGCUGAUGUCCCCUGCAGGGGCUGCCAGAAGCAGCAGCUGCCCUUGCAGCCUGGCUGGCAGGGGCUUGUCUUCCACGUCCUGUGGGCAGCCCGCCAGCCGCUGCCAGAGCCCCACUGCCCUGACCCGGCUCUGGCUGCCCCGAGAGGGGAGUAGACGGAAGGCGGUCGGCCCUUUGGUCUUCCAGCCAUCCCUGUUGAGAUGCACUGUGAUCUGCUUCAGCCCUGAGCAUGUGGCCUCCACCACUCGGGCAUAGAUGGGAGGGCUGCCCAUGUGGGCUGGUGCCUGUGUAUGCGCACAUGCACGGGUGUACGCGUGUGCACCUGCAUGCCUGUGUACAGGCCUGCCUGCCAUCACUGCACCCGUGUGCCGGCAGCUCGGGGGGCCUUGGAAGAGCAGCUGGUCCCGUGGGGAGGGCCUGUGGGUACGUGUGCUGGGGGUGUGUGUGUACGUCAUGGUCCUGUGUCGCCUGUGUAGGUGCAGUAGCCACCUCCCCGCAGGAGCCGGCCCGCUUGGUCACGAGCCUGUGGGCCAUUCCUGGGUCUCAGUGCAGAUAGGCAGGUCUCAGGCCGGUUUCCUCGGAGCUGCCUCUUGCCAGCUGUAGGGGGCGCGGGAGAGCGUGAGGGUCUUCCUGUGGCCUGGAGGGCAGGGCUGCUGCGGCCCAGGUGGGGCUGUGGCCUGAGGGAUGCCAGUGGAUGUGGAGGUGGAAGGGGGACGUCCUGUGUGGAGUGGGGGAGGAGGUGGGAGCAGUGCCCGGGAACAUGAGAGGUGGGCCUGGGACGCAGGGAGGUCAGAGGGUGUGACGGGUGGGGAGGGCUGGACACUGGGCCAGGAGUGGCUUGGCAGCUCUGGCAGGAGGCAGGCUCUGCGACCCUGCGCCUUCUUCCUGGAGCUCACAGUGACUGUGUCUUGGCCGUCCUUGGGCUUCCUUUCCCAGGGAGCCCUGAGGGCUCUGGUGCCUGUGCAUGGGAGCGGGUGGCCGUCCUGGGGCCCCCGGCUGGGGCGAGCUGGCGAGAUGGAGCCCCAGCCACUGGCCAGAAGCCGCCACGUAGGAAAAGCUGAGGCGAUGCCAGGACCCAGCCCCUGGUUCCCUCUGAGCCGUGCCCACCCAGGGAGACCCCAGCAAGCGGCACUGCCCCCUGUGGGUGUGAGCUGGGCAGGAGGGGGCAGGAGGGCAGAGGACGGGCGGCCCCAGGGCUGCGACACGAUUCUGUCUGCUGUUAGAGCGACCAGGAAGCUGCAGGCCCAGCCGGCGCCAGGGCACACGGGGCCCUGCCGGUGCAGAAGGCCGGUGUUUCGAGACAAGGUGGUGACGCCACAGCCAUGGUAGGUAAUCCAUAUUGGAUAUCGAUAAGGACCAUGGGGAAUAUUUAAAGAGAGAAAGAUAAAAUAUAUAUAUAUAUAUAUAAAAUUAUAUACACAUUUUAUCGUAUAGAUUUUUCGUAGCGAUUUUCCUUUUCCAGUUUGAUACUGUAAAUCUUUAUCAGAGCAGAGCCGCGGUGGGCGCUGGGCAGGCGGGAGUGGGGGCGGGUCGCCCUCCCUCCUGGCCUCUCGGAAGAGGCCGGUGCCCGCCGCCUCCCCCGUCUUCCGCAGCUGCACCGGCAGGUGUCGUGCUCAGAGCCACGGUGGGUUGCACGUCCCCUCCAGCCUUGGGGUUCUUGGUGUCCCUGUCUUAUGGGACGUGGACAGGUGGGGGACCAUCGCCGUGGGCUGGGGAGGGGGCACCCCACCCUCGGCUCUGCCUGCCCAAGAUGGCGCGUUCUGCUCUUUUCUGAUCAUUGAGAUUUCAUUGUCAUGAUUUAAUAUAUGGAUUUUUUAUUUAAGAAAAAAGACGAGGACCUCUUUGUCGUGUGGGUUUGUUUUCUAUCUCUGUGCCUCAGGCUUCCAAAGAAGGAAGGUCUUGGCUUCUCCCAAGGCGGUCGGGACCCUCCGUGUCCCGCGUCUUCACCCAGUUUCUCCUGCCUCUGCUCCUCAGCGGUUUCAUUUCAAUAUUUAUUUUUGUGCUGCUUUUUACGUGAUAUAAAUUAUUGAGGAGAGAUCACAUGUGUGGACCCUCGCCUGGCACAGGCCCCCACCCGCCACCCUGCCCUGUCCCCGUGUCGCGGCUGCCACCUGAUUUACUGCUGUACAUCUUGCUGCUGUGACUGCUUUUGUACCUUUGCAAUAAAGAUUUUUCUGGUUUCA
This is a messenger RNA of Lemur catta (Ring-tailed lemur), 6541 nucleotides long. It is a transcript of the gene MAFK, whose product is annotated as MAF bZIP transcription factor K. Gene Ontology annotation, cellular component: nucleus. Lineage: Eukaryota; Metazoa; Chordata; Mammalia; Primates; Lemuridae. Gene Ontology annotation, molecular function: DNA-binding transcription factor activity, RNA polymerase II-specific; RNA polymerase II cis-regulatory region sequence-specific DNA binding. Bases 3565 to 4032 code for a protein of 155 amino acids. The record is from RefSeq and is a predicted model, not a curated record. Gene Ontology annotation, biological process: regulation of transcription by RNA polymerase II. The transcript is spliced from 3 exons.